AUGGAUUUGGGCAAUAAACGUCCAAGAACAACAAUUUCAGCAAAAAGUUUAGAAAUGUUAAAACAUGCAUAUCAAUGUAGUAAUAAACCUGCUAGACAUAUUCGUGAACAAUUAGCUAGCCAAACUGGUUUGGAUAUGAGAGUUGUUCAAGUUUGGUUUCAGAAUCGGCGUGCUAAAGAAAAACGUUUAAAGGUUGAGUUAUUUUAA
Molecule: messenger RNA, 207 nt
Organism: Meloidogyne enterolobii
Lineage: Eukaryota; Metazoa; Nematoda; Chromadorea; Rhabditida; Meloidogynidae
Source: the annotation of a GenBank genome assembly